AUGUUUGGGGGGACCAUGGCCCCCUAUGGUACAUGUCCGUACGCCUCUGCACUUACCCUAAACGACGAUAUAGUCUCGUGGACGGCAAUGAUCAACGGAUAUGCGGAGCACGGUAUAAGCCGCGAAGCCAUAGAACUAUUCAAGAGAAUCCCGGACGCAGGCCUACGGCCCGACUCGGUGACUUUCAUCGGUGUCCUCGGCGCGUGCAGCCACGCGGGGCUCGUCGGUCUGGGGUUAGAGGAGGCCGAGAGGAUGAUGAGAGAAAUGUCGUUUGAGAAAGAAGUCGUCGUCUGGUCGAGCGUGCUGAGGGCUAGUCGGGAGUGUGGUGACGUGGAGCGCGGGCGGGUCGCGGCUGAGGAGUGGAAAGAGACGGCUGGGGUGAGGAGGUUGAUGAGGUGGAGGGGUGUGGUGAAGGAGCCUGGGUGGUCGUGGGUGAAGGUGAAGGAGGAGGAGAAGAGAGUGUCGGCUUUUGUUGCGGGGGAUAGGAAUCAUCCUAGGUGCGAUGAGGUUUAUGGGGUGUUGGGGUUGGUGUAUUGUUCGAGUGAGGAGUUGAGUUUCGAGGAG
Striga asiatica is the source of this 564-nucleotide messenger RNA. NCBI's taxonomy places the organism in Eukaryota, Viridiplantae, Streptophyta, Magnoliopsida, Lamiales, Orobanchaceae. The record is from the annotation of a GenBank genome assembly.